ACGGAUCAUACGCCGGUCCUGUAGGUGUCAGCCACCUACCUCACUUUUUCUCACUUACCUUACCUGUCUUUGCGCUCUUCUUUAACUAUUCUAUUCUGCUUCUACUUCAAUAAAACCCUAUCUCCCUCACUCACUCACUCACUCGCUCAUACCCACUCUUCCAUUCUCAACGUUCUUCUCUUCCUACACCAACCACAAUUCUCUCUUCACUCAUGGGCAAGGUCAAGAUCGGAAUCAACGGAUUCGGAAGAAUUGGGCGUUUGGUUGCCAGGGUUGCUCUUCAGAGAGACGAUGUCGAACUCGUUGCUGUUAACGAUCCUUUCAUUACCACCGAUUACAUGACAUACAUGUUUAAAUACGACAGUGUUCACGGACACUGGAAGCAUCACGAAGUUUCCGUCAAGGACUCUAAGACCCUUCUCUUUGGUGACAAGCCAGUCACUGUUUUUGGCCACAGGAACCCUGAAGAGAUCCCAUGGGCCGAGACUGGAGCUGAAAUCAUUGUUGAGUCCACCGGAGUUUUCACCGAUAAGGACAAGGCUGCCGCACAUUUGAAGGGUGGUGCAAAGAAGGUUAUCAUUUCUGCCCCCAGCAAGGAUGCUCCCAUGUUUGUUGUUGGUGUUAACGAACAUGAGUACAAGCCAGAGCUUGAUAUCAUUUCCAAUGCUAGCUGCACAACCAACUGCCUUGCUCCACUUGCCAAGGUCAUCAAUGACAGGUUUGGCAUUGUUGAGGGUUUGAUGACCACUGUUCAUUCCAUUUUUAUAUAA
Messenger RNA from Cajanus cajan (pigeon pea), 770 nucleotides. The record is from RefSeq and is a predicted model, not a curated record. NCBI's taxonomy places the organism in Eukaryota, Viridiplantae, Streptophyta, Magnoliopsida, Fabales, Fabaceae.